UCGUCGUUUCGUUAUGUCGUUGUCGUUAUGUUCGGCUUGUCUUCUUGCGUAUGACAAUUAGCCGGUUUAGAUUGAGGUUAAAUUGGAGAAUGGGUAGGGUCUAAACUAUUAUUGGAAUGUUUCAUAAGUGGUGGAAUAAAAAAUUAUUUAAUAGUAUUCGAGAAGACACUAGCGAGCGACAUUAGUCAGUUGCAGUCCGCAGCAGGUAUCGUGUAAAUAAAAUAAAAAGUGAAAGAAAUCCAGUAAACCACCAUGAGUUCUUGGCCUGAGGAUGUUGGAAUAUUAGCUUUGGAGAUAGUUUUUCCAUCACAAUAUGUGGAUCAAACGGAAUUGGAACAAUUUGAUGGGGUAUCAGCAGGAAAAUAUACAAUUGGACUUGGACAACAGAAAAUGGGUUUUUGUUCAGAUAGAGAGGAUAUUAAUUCCCUCUGUCUUACAGUGGUUCAAAAAUUGCUAGAAAGACAUAACAUAAAACCAAGUGAAAUUGGACGCUUGGAAGUAGGUACCGAGACAAUCAUUGACAAGUCAAAAAGUGUUAAAACUGUAUUGAUGCAACUUUUUGAACCCUAUGGUGUAACUGAUAUUGAAGGUAUCGAUACCACAAAUGCUUGUUAUGGUGGAACUGCAGCAUUGUUUAAUUCCAUUGCAUGGGUGGAAUCAUCAGCUUGGAACGGACGCUUUGCUUUGGCGGUAGCUGGGGACAUAGCCGUAUAUGCAAAAGGUGCUGCUAGACCAACAGGUGGUGUGGGAGCCAUUGCAAUGUUAGUAGGGCCUAAUGCUCCACUUAUUUUUGAUAGAGGCAUUCGUGCCACAUAUGUCAGGCAUACUUAUGAUUUUUACAAACCUGACUUAACAUCUGAAUAUCCAGUAGUCGAUGGUAAAUUAUCAAUUCAGUGUUACUUAAAUGCUUUAGAUCAAUGUUAUCAACAGUAUUGUAAGAAUGUUUCUAAAAAGUUAAAUUCUGAAGUAGAUAUAAGUAGUUUUGAUGCAGUUAUAUUUCAUUCUCCAUAUGGCAAGCUCGUACAAAAGUCACUGGCACGAUUAGUUUUAAAUGAUUAUGUACGAACAACUAAAGAACAGAGAACACAAAAAUUUUCUGAACUAAUUAAAUUUAAUAAUAUAAAAUUGGAAGACAGCUAUUUUGAUCGUGAUGUUGAAAAAGCAUUUUUAAAUUAUUCUAAGGAAAUUUUUGAUAAGAAAACUAGCCCUUCACUGCUUAUUGCUAGUCAAGUAGGUAAUAUGUAUACACCUUCGUUAUAUGGAGGACUGGUGUCUCUCCUGAUAAACAAAAAAGUUUCAGAAUUAGCUGGUAAAAAAAUUGCAAUGUUUUCAUAUGGCUCUGGUCUAGCUGCAUCAUUUUUUUCAAUUACGGUAACACACAAUUGUGGUCCUUCAUCUCCAUUACAAAAACUAGUGUCAAAUUUAAGUUAUAUUAAACCUCUUUUGGAACAAAGACAGAAAAUUGAACCGCAGAAAUUUGAGUCUACACUGGAACUCCGACAAAAAACUUGUCAUAGUGCACCUUAUGAACCUAAUGGUAGUAUAGAAAAUUUUUUCCCGGGUACUUAUUAUUUAACAAAAAUUGAUGAGCAGCAUAGGAGAUUUUAUGAUAGAAUACCUGUACUAACAAAUGGCCAUGUUUAAUAUUGGGAUACCAACAAUUUUAGUGUACCUCUUUUUCUAGUUUUUAUCUUUUUAUUUUAGAGGGAUCACGUUUUAGUUUGAAACCAAUAUUUUCAAGCUCAAAAUUUUAAAGUGCCUAUAGGAGAAUCAGUAGUUUACCUAAAUUCUAAUGGGUAAUUAAAUUUGUAGCAUAGUGUUUUGGUACAAGUUACAAAAACUGAUGAAUGUUUGUCUCGAAAAAUAUGUCUUUUUUACGAGUACCUACUCCAGUGAAUAUUAUGUAUUAUCUUUAUUUAAUAUUUUAUGGAUUUUUAAAAUCAUUUUAUUAGUUCGUUAUAACAAAAAUAUGUAUUUUUCGUUAAUAUUUGUAAUAUUAUAUGUUUGGUAGCAUUAUUUGAAAAUAAUGAAUUGUUUAACAGUGAUUGAUGUUUAAUUGAAAUCGUGGCUAAUUUUAAAUAAUUGUCGCUUAGUGUGUAAGUACUGAUGUAAAAUAUAUGUUAAUGAGUUAUUUAUGUGGUAAGCAGGACAAGCUUUAAUGUGCAAUAUAAAUGGAAAAAAAAUGAGAGAAACAUUCAUGGACAAUAAUUAUGUUUUGUAAAAUAAAAGUCAAUUGACUGUACCAUACAGGGUGACUGUAAUAUUACAGUUAGGGUUCAACUUUGAGGGUAAGGUUGCCUAGAGGUAAAUAUUUACAUUGCAAAAAAGAGCUUUAAAAAUUAUAUUAUAGAUUUUUAACCCUGUCGUAUUAAUUAUUUAAUACAUUGUUGUUGUACAAAUUAUGGAUUUUACUAAUAAUUUAAUUGUAAUAAAUAGCCUACUCAUUUUAAAUUUUGGCACAAGUAAUAAUGUCUGGGGUAUUAGUUUCUCUAAACCAAAUAUAUAUUAAGUUUAAGUAUGUAAUUUAUUUAUUUUUAGACUGUCACAUUUUGUUUUUGGUUUUAGUUAUUUAUGUAUA
Messenger RNA from Anoplophora glabripennis (Asian longhorned beetle), 2578 nucleotides. Its product is annotated as hydroxymethylglutaryl-CoA synthase 1. The record is from RefSeq and is a predicted model, not a curated record. Gene Ontology annotation, molecular function: hydroxymethylglutaryl-CoA synthase activity. The coding region runs from base 253 to 1644 and encodes 463 amino acids. NCBI's taxonomy places the organism in Eukaryota, Metazoa, Arthropoda, Insecta, Coleoptera, Cerambycidae. Gene Ontology annotation, biological process: acetyl-CoA metabolic process. The transcript has a single exon.